Arabidopsis arenosa is the source of this 726-nucleotide messenger RNA. NCBI's taxonomy places the organism in Eukaryota, Viridiplantae, Streptophyta, Magnoliopsida, Brassicales, Brassicaceae. The record is from the annotation of a GenBank genome assembly.
ACUUAAUCACAACUCUCUUCUUUCUUUGCUCUCUCUCUCUCAUUUUUAAUGGCGACCCAAGAUUCUCAAGGGAUUAAACUCUUUGGCAAAACCAUAACAUUCAACGCCAACAUCACACAGACGAUUAAAAAAGAAGAGCAGCAACAACAACAGCCAGAGCUACAAGCGACAACACCCGUUAGAUCAUCAUCGUCGGAUCUGACGGCUGAGAAGCGUCCAGACAAGAUCAUACCAUGUCCGAGAUGCAAGUCCAUGGAGACUAAGUUUUGUUACUUCAAUAACUACAACGUUAAUCAACCAAGACACUUCUGCAAAGGUUGUCAGCGUUACUGGACUGCCGGUGGAGCUCUCCGGAAUGUUCCCGUCGGUGCCGGUCGUCGAAAGUCCAAACCUCCGGGACGUGUCGGUGGGUUCGCCGAGUUGCUUGGAGCUGCGACUGGAGCCGUUGAUCAAGUGGAGCUGGACGCUUUGCUAGUGGAAGAGUGGCGAGCCGCCACGUCUCACGGUGGUUUCCGACAUGAUUUUCCGGUGAAGAGACUUCGUUGUUACACCGAUGGUCAAUCUUGUUAAUUAUUUUUACAUUUUUAUUUGUUUGUUUUCGGGUUUGGGUUUGGGUUUGGGUGGUUUGCUAUAUUUAACCCGUAGAAGAAAAGAACGUGGUUAAAUUUGCUUUUGCUUUGAUUACUCUGGAUACGUACAGGCUAGCAACAAAAUUUAACUAGUUAA